CCGGCCGCCGCCCCGUCCCACACCGACCGCAGCCGUCCCGACCCGCCGCCUCCGAGGACCACGCACAGCACCCAGCAACAUGGCGAACAAAGGCCCUUCCUAUGGCAUGAGCCGCGAGGUGCAGUCCAAGAUCGAGAAGAAGUACGACGAGGAUCUGGAGGAGCGCCUAGUGGAGUGGAUCGUGAUGCAGUGCGGGUCCGACGUGGGCCGCCCCGACCGCGGACGCCUGGGCUUCCAGGUCUGGCUGAAGAACGGCGUGAUCCUGAGCAAGUUGGUGAACAGCCUGCAUCCCGAUGGCUCCAAGCCGGUGAAGGUGCCCGACAACCCGCCCUCCAUGGUGUUCAAGCAGAUGGAGCAGGUGGCACAGUUCCUGAAGGCCGCUGAGAACUAUGGCGUCACCAAGACCGACAUGUUCCAGACUGUGGACCUGUUUGAAGGCAAGGACCUGGCAGCGGUGCAGCGGACCCUGAUGGCUCUGGGCAGCCUGGCCGUGACCAAAAACGACGGGCACUACCGCGGGGACCCCAACUGGUUCAUGAAGAAAGCGCAGGAACACAAGCGGGACUUUUCGGAAAACCAGCUGCAGGAAGGCAAACACGUCAUCGGUCUGCAGAUGGGCAGCAACAGGGGCGCUUCCCAGGCGGGCAUGACAGGCUACGGGAGGCCCCGGCAGAUCAUCAGCUAGAGGGGCGCCCUGCUCCAGCCCCGCCCCUGCCCUCUCCCUGCCCGCCUAGGCCCCAGGGCAGACCCCCCAGCGACCCCAGCUCGCUGCCUCGCUCCGGGCCCCCGGGCCCCCAGCUCCAGCAAAGCUUUGAGGCCCCAGUCCCCUCUUCCCCCAGCCCUGCAAGGGGCCAGCACACAGGCAGCUCCCCUCCCCUCUAGCCCCCAGGGAACCCACCCCUCGCUCCAGAGCAUCGCCCUUUACCCCUGCCCCACCAGCUGCCCCCACUAGGCCCUCCCAGCCCGGGGGCGGCAACGUGGGCAGGCGGUCCAUCCGGGGCAUCGAGCCCGGGGUGGGGCACCCCUUCCCCGCUCUGGCUCCUCUCAGUUUUGUACGUUCAUUUUUUGGGGGUAAAAUAAGGAAAAAUAUAGAGAUGAAACGUU
Messenger RNA from Ornithorhynchus anatinus (platypus), 1104 nucleotides. It is a transcript of the gene TAGLN, whose product is annotated as transgelin. The record is from RefSeq and is a predicted model, not a curated record. NCBI's taxonomy places the organism in Eukaryota, Metazoa, Chordata, Mammalia, Monotremata, Ornithorhynchidae. Gene Ontology annotation, molecular function: protein binding. The transcript is spliced from 5 exons. Bases 80 to 685 code for a protein of 201 amino acids.